Triplophysa dalaica is the source of this 3736-nucleotide messenger RNA. Its product is annotated as plexin-C1-like. Gene Ontology annotation, biological process: positive regulation of axonogenesis; negative regulation of cell adhesion; regulation of cell shape. The record is from RefSeq and is a predicted model, not a curated record. Gene Ontology annotation, cellular component: semaphorin receptor complex. Gene Ontology annotation, molecular function: semaphorin receptor activity; protein binding. Lineage: Eukaryota; Metazoa; Chordata; Actinopteri; Cypriniformes; Nemacheilidae.
UCUGCAAGAAGAGAACGAUGAGACCACUAUAUAAAUACAUUUUUAAUUUGUUAUAAUAACGUUAGUUAAUAAAAACAUAGCUGUUUAUUGUCCAUUUUAACUUAACAAAUACAACUUUCAAAUGUAAUAAUGUUUUAGUAAAUGUAAACGAAAAUAACAAAUGAUGUACAAGAACAGUUACAGUAACGAAUCCUACUGAAACCCUUUGAAUGUAACUUACGUCAGUAAGUUUAUAUUAAAUCAACACCAUCGAGCACUUCCACAAACUUAUUUUCACCACAAAUAAUUAACCAGGGUCUGAGAGUGCAAGUUGAUAGGCUGCAGCCAGACCCUUCGCGCUGGGUGAGCGUCACUUCCAGCUUUGCAUCUUUUAAGACGCAGCGCAUUUGUGCAUAGCAUUGGAUGCUAUAACUAACAAAUGAUCUAAAUGUGUCAAUCUGGGCUGCAGAUUUACGGCUCUUUUGCGCGGAAGUCAUUUCACAUCUCAGACCUGUUGCUUUCACUUCCACUCACUUCAUCUGUAGACGCAUCUCUCAGCGCAGUAGCGCUCGUUUGCUGUUGACAAGACCUCAUCAAUUCAGGGAUUUACAAAGAAAUGCAAGAUGAGAUCAAACUUACUUGGAAUGUUUUUACUUUUUAAAUAUUGUAUUUGCGACAAUGCGCACAGCUUUGAUGGAGACAUACAAAACUUUGUAGUUGGUAAUAACUCGUUGUUUGUUCUUACUAACAAUCGUCUGCAUCAGAUGAGACACGACCUGACUAUGGAAACAUUUAAGGAUUACAACGGCACACAUGCAAACCCAGUUACACUUCUGGUGCCAUUUGAGACGAACGGCACCCUGAUCAUGUGUGGACCAUCUAACGGUGGAUACUGUGAGAUUCUUGAUCUGAAUGAUAUCACAAACAGUAUUUACUGGGAAUCCAGGCCGUCUCUGUUGGAGCAAAAUGAGAAAUCCGUGGCAUUCAUAGUUGACACCAGUAAAAAUGAUGCUUAUAUUUUGGUUGGAAUGAAGGAAGAUUCAGGAAAACCCCCGUUUUGUAUUGUCACCUUGUGGAACACUUUACAUUCACAACCAGGAUCAAUUUUCGCCAAAACAGGUGCGAUAUCAAGACCCUGCAUUCAGACCAAUAUAGAAGUGGAGUUUAUAGAUGGAUUUCAGAUAACUUCGCCCAGACUCCCGUACCUGUUUCUAAACGCGAAGACUGAGACCGGGUGGCAAGCGUUCGUCCUCACCCUGAAUAACGCCAAAGCACAAAAACAAGACAUUCUCAAGGGCUUUAAAGGUAGCAGGUUAGAAUGCUGUAAGGAUGCAGCUCGUCCUAUUCUCGUCGCAUCUGCUCAUCCCUCAGAUAAGGCUGUAUUAUGGACAGGUAUAUUCAGUGCGCAAAACAAGAGUGAUCCAGAGAACACCGCACUAGCUGUUUACGACAUCAGUACUGUUGAUGGCAAAGUUAAAGGAAUCUGCUCCAACAGUGAAAAUCCACAAUGUUUGCAGAAGCCACAGAGUGAUAAACGAAUUCAACCAUUGGCAGUAGUUUUCAAGUACAAGUCAAUGAGUUCAGUAACAGCAGUCAGGGAUGGAUCCUGGAUUGUCCUGUUCAUAGGAACCGAGGAUGGACAAGUAAUAAAGCUUGUGUUGGAUGAGAGAUUCAGUCCAGGCUGUCCAACAGUGCUGUACAGAUCGGAUGUUGAUCAAGAAGUGUUUCCCAAAAUGCAUUUAGAUCCAGUAGAUUCCAAAUAUAUCUACAUAGCACUGAAGAACCAGAUCAGAAGAGUUUCUGUGGUUCAAUGUGCCAAAUACAGCUCGCUGAGGGACUGCAGAGCUGCUCAGGAUCCUUUUUGUGGUUGGUGUGUUAACAAGCGCAGAUGUACCACCAAGGAUGUGUGCUCAACCUCUUCAUGGGUGUUCUUCACUAAAGACUUUCUUCAGAAACAGCUGCUUUCUUUUCAGGUGGCAAAGAAAUCCUCAGGAAAGAUUACACUACAUCUGGCCAUGAGUCUGGAGAGCACACAAACUCCUGCAUUCACGUGUGCUUUCACCGCAGGAGGUGUGAAUCUGUGUGACAUAUCUGAUCCUGCUGCAGUUUUUCCAAACUGCUCCUGUAACAUUACAGACCAUCGCCUGUCUACUGGAGGAUUGGAGAUCUUAGCUACAGUUACUAUUGACGAUCAGAAGUUCACAGAGACCCUGAUGCUGAAGAACUGCCCCAGCAUUACGGAUAAUUCAACUUCUUAUACACAGUGUGUGCAGUGCGUCACAGCUGGAUGUCAUUGGUCUUCUUCCCUCAAGCGUUGUGAUUGGGCCCAUGAACCUGAGGCACACAUACUGGAUGUAUGUAAAGGGACAGAUUACAAUGAGCCUGAGAUUCUAUCUAUACAGCCAAACAAGAUUUCUUUCCAUGGCAGAAAUAAUGUUUUACUAACAGGAAGGAAGCUGGAAUCUGUCACCAAAAUCCGUAUUCAAGGGGUUCUGGACUGCAUUCCGAAAGAAUCUCCAGUGUUUGAUCGGUCCAGUGACAGUCUAAGGUUUCACAUUCCCCCAAGUGUAACCAAAAAUGCAGCGAAGGUGUGUGCUGUUACUAUGGAUGGUCGUUGUCAUGGUUACAGCAUCAUCACUUAUAGUUCCCAGCCCAGCUGCACAGGAAUACAACCCAAAGUCAACUGGAAAAGCGGUGGAAGGAAGAUUCAUGUGCGGGGGACCAAUUUGGAUGUUGUGGAAUCAAUCAUUGUCCGUCAAUCCAAUAAAGAGCUUAAAACACAGUUCAACACAAACACAGGGGACAUAUGGUUUCACGCUCACCCUUAUGAUGGCAAUAAUCUGGUUAAUUUGAUGUUAAAAGUUGGAAACUCAACUUUACACUGUGCCGAUUUAACCUACCAGCCUGAUCCAGUGUUCAUUGGAUUUACAACCACACAGAUAGACAAUGACGUUCUAGUGAUUUUAAAGAAAAAUGCAGACUCGUUGAAUUUGAGUAUGGAUGAGGUGAAAGUGUCUGGUCUACAGGAAGAUCAGGAAUAUGAGUGUGUUUUGGAAAGUAUUGCAUCUUAUGUCAUUAUGUGUAAGAUUAAAGCCGUCAUCCACGUCGACUCACUCACUAUCUGGGUUGAAAGAUCAUUUUUUCUCAGGAUGGGACAAAGCAGUACAAAGUAUAUGUUCUGUCUUAAACCACAGGACCCAUCUUAAGAAGCAUGGAGGAGCAAUGAAAAUUAAGUUUUAAGCUUCUAUGAUUGUAAUUGUAAACGUUUCUGUAAGUAUUCCCUUUUUGGCUUUUGUAAUUGUCAUUUAGCUUUAACACUGUGUUUAAUGUGUUUUUUCCGAUUUAGUGGGCAAACAAAUGUAUAGUUGCUUCAGCUGUUCUGCAAACAGCAGGUGGCGCUAUAUACUUACACAAUGAUUGCACAAAGAAUUAAAAAACAUGCUUUAAUUUUAAACUUGCUUUAAUGCUUUAUUUGUCAUGCUUUAAUUGUAAACUUUAACUUUUAAUUGUAAAGUUAUUUUAUCUCUAGAUCCAUCCUGUAUGCAAUCAUAAAUAUUUUUUUUCCCACAUUCACUAUUGCACAAAGUGUAUUAGUUCUGCAAUAGCAUGCAUUUUAGCGUAGGCCUACAUACUAAAUUGUAAAUGACCUAAAGUCCUUCAGAUUGUUUUCUACAAUGAUGGACAUUUAUUUACUAGAUAAAGUUCAGUGUAUUUUAUCAGAGAACAGUUUUAGCCUUUAGACUUUAUUAAACUUUAA